AAAAACACAAAAGAACUGAGUGAAUCAACUAAAGGGUAAUUCCGGUAUUUCAGGAAAGUUUUAAGGACGACCCCUACUAAUGGAUAAAGUAGAAACCCUAGUUUGAAUUUUCACGGCCGACCUCUCUCUCUCAUCUACUAAGCUCUCCUCCGAGUAUUGUUGGCUUCAGACCAAAUCUUCUCCGGCGCUGUAGCGUUUCCCCCGGUACGGAUUCAUUCACCUCUCUCUCUCUAUCGCUCUCCCUCUCUCUAUCUCUAUCUAUCUGUUGUUUUCUCUGAAUUUGGUUUCCGUGUUCUUAUGAAUUCGAUGGUUUGGUGUUUCAAUUUCGUUAAUUUCACUGAUAAUUGUUGGUCUUUUGGCUCUCUUGAGGUGAAUAUACUUCGCUAUGGUCGUGGGGGUAGUUUCCUUGACUUCAAUUAGCUUUUUUAUGUCGAAUGUUCUUGAGUUGUUUAAGGUGAUUUUUGAUUAAAUUCAGAAGGUCUUAUGUUUGUUAGAAUCUGUCUUUUAUUCAUUGUCCUUACUGAGGAAAUUUUUUUACUUGCAUUGAAAAGAAACAUAAUUUACCAAGAGGUUCUAUGUAACGAUGAUUUGUGGGUCGAUCUGUAUUUUAAAUAGUCGUUAAAAGUAGAAUUUUUGUUGUAUGUUUGAAAGGAAUAAUGGUUUGAGUAAGGAAGAAGAACAAGGUAGAUGCAUGAGUCUAUGUUACAUGAUGUCAUGACACAUGCUUUCUUUAUGAUAGAUGGCAAGAGCUUGGAACAUGAGCAUUGCAAUGGUUCAUAGGGAUAUAGAGAGGGAUUGGGGAGAUCAAUGUGGAUAUUGUUUUUAUUAUUAAUGGAGAUUCAUGGGAACGAUCUGGAGAAAUAUAUAUAUUUCAAUAUUUUAAAUAGCUUUUGGAGCAUAUUGGAGCAAAUAAGCAUUUGGAGCUUGUGGAGCACUGCUCUGACCCAGGAUUGCUCUCACUUGGUUUGCUUCAUAUAUAUUUUGGUCUUACCAUGUUUUCUUUUUCUUUUCUUAUCAUCGUCUCAUUUUGAUGCUGGGGCUAUGUCGAAAGCUGUUUGAGUGGAGGUUCUUUGUCUAUAGCAGUAAAUUUUGAUCCUUUAUUUAUUUCGUUUCCUUUUUAUUCUCAUGUGCAGUUUCCCCUUUUUAACCUUUGCAAACAAUGAGUGGGCGAUUUUCUCGGUCAAUCUAUGUUGGUAACUUGCCCGGUGACAUUAGGGAACAUGAGAUUGAAGAUAUCUUUUACAAGUAUGGCCGCAUUGUCGAUAUUGAAUUGAAGGUUCCACCUCGGCCUCCAUGUUAUUGCUUUGUUGAGUUUGAGCAUUCUCGGGAUGCUGAAGAUGCCAUCAAGGGCCGUGAUGGCUAUAAUUUGGAUGGCUGUCGCUUGAGGGUUGAGCUUGCACAUGGUGGUCGAGGACAGUCUUCAAGUGAUCGUCGUGGUGGCUACGGUGGUGGUGGCAGCGGCUAUGGUGGUGGAGGUGGUGGUGGUGGAUCAGCUCGGUUUGGCGUCUCACGACACUCUGAAUUCCGAGUUAUUGUACGUGGGCUCCCAUCAUCUGCUUCAUGGCAAGAUUUGAAGGAUCAUAUGCGGAAAGCUGGUGAUGUGUGCUUUGCUGAGGUGACUCGAGACAGUGAUGGAACUUAUGGUGUUGUCGACUACACCAAUUAUGAUGACAUGAAGUAUGCAAUAAGGAAACUUGAUGACACAGAGUUCAGAAACCCCUGGGCUAGAGGUUUUAUCCGGGUUAAGAAAUAUGAAAGCUCCCGAUCAAGAAGCAGAAGCCCAAGCAGAAGCAGAAGCAGAAGCAGAAGUCGAAGUCGUAGCCGAGGCCGUGGUCGCAGCCAUAGCCGCAGUCGCAGCCUUAGCAGGAGCAAGAGCCCAAGGAAGGAUCUGAGUAAAUCACCAAGGCGAUCCCUUUCCAGAUCGAUUUCAAAAUCUAGAUCGCCAUCGCCCGACAAGAAGAAGAGUCCCCCCAGGGCAAUGUCGAGAUCAAAGUCCAGGUCCAGGUCCAGAUCGAGGUCUCCGUCCAAAUCUCCUCCCAAGGUUCGCGAAGGCAGUGUGUGAUUUUGUUAAGCGGUGAAAAUGGCCAAAAGAAAGAGUGCGAAAAAUUCUCAAGUCAAGAUCCAUUCUCUGUGUUUUUUUUUUUGCUGUUUUCGGAUAAUUGACAUUUUCUGCUGUUCUCUGCUUCUUUACUCACAAAUGAUCAUCUUUAUACUAUUAUGACCUGUUAUGUUAUGGAUGUUUCCGUGACCAUCACAAUACCUCUGAGUUUUGUAUUGUUAGUCCUGUUCUUGUUUAAACCCUAUGAAGUCUUAGCGAACCUGGAUCUCUCAUCUAAAUUAUCAAAUAUUUAACUGAUUUGUAUGAAAUGGGCAUAAUAUUAAAGAAA
Arabidopsis thaliana (thale cress) is the source of this 2387-nucleotide messenger RNA. It is a transcript of the gene SR34a, whose product is annotated as SER/ARG-rich protein 34A. Gene Ontology annotation, molecular function: nucleic acid binding; RNA binding. The transcript is spliced from 12 exons. NCBI's taxonomy places the organism in Eukaryota, Viridiplantae, Streptophyta, Magnoliopsida, Brassicales, Brassicaceae. Gene Ontology annotation, cellular component: nuclear speck; nucleoplasm. The record is from RefSeq and is marked reviewed. The coding region runs from base 1160 to 2062 and encodes 300 amino acids.